Molecule: messenger RNA, 4568 nt
Organism: Odocoileus virginianus texanus
Lineage: Eukaryota; Metazoa; Chordata; Mammalia; Artiodactyla; Cervidae
Source: RefSeq, a predicted model, not a curated record
AUGGAAAUCCCGAGGCUGCUCCCGGCUCGCGGGAUGCGACAAGGCGGAGGGGCUGGCAGCCCCGAGGGCGGCGGCCGGAUCCGCGGAGGUCCUGACCUGCGGGCCAGUCAGGCCCCGGCGCGCCGCCUCCUGCUGCUCCGGGGCCCCCAAGAUGGCGGGCCCAGGCGGCGGCGUGAGGAGGCCAGCGCGGCUUCUUCGUGCCCAGGCCCGGGCCCGAGCCCGUUGGCGCUGAGGCCCAAUGACGCUAGCGGCUGCGGCAGCGGCGGCGGCAGCAGCGGCGGCGAUGACUUCUUCCUGGUGCUGCUGGACCCGGUGGGUGGAGACGUAGAUACCGCGGGCGCUGGCCAGGCCGCAGGGCCCGUGUGGAGGGAGGAGGCCGGGCUGGGCCCAAGGCUUCUGGGGGGCGAAAGCGGCGCGAACCCCGAGGGCCGCCCUGCGCUGGGCCCCAGCUGCCUGUCGGCUAUCCCCGCUCCAGUCCCGGCCCUGGCCCCGAUCCCCGCUCCAGGCCUGGGCCCUGCCGCGGCCUUCGCAGGCACUGUCACCAUUCACAACCAAAACCUGCUGUUGCGCUUGGAGAACGGCGUCCUCACUCUAGCCACGCCCCCACCGCAGCCCGGGGGUCUGAUAGCCCCGCAAGCUGGGAUCCCGCACGCCGCGCAGCCUGGAGACUGUCCGGAGCUGCCGCCCGACCUCCUGCUGGCGGAGCGGGCAGAACCUGCGCCUGCCCCAGCGCCUGAGGAAGAGGCGGAGGGCCCGGCUGCUCUUGAGAGCCCCCGCGGGCCGUCAGGCCCGGGCCCGGGCGUGUUGCUGUACCUGUGUCCUGAGGUGCAGUGCGGACAAACCUUCGCCAAGAAGCACCAGCUGAAGGUGCACCUGCUGACACACAGCAGCAGCCAGGGCCAGCGGCCCUUCAAGUGCCCCCUGGGUGGUUGCGGGUGGACCUUCACCACCUCCUACAAGCUCAAGAGGCACCUGCAGUCGCACGACAAACUGAGGCCCUUUGGCUGCCCAGCAGAGGGCUGUGGCAAGAGCUUCACCACCGUGUAUAACCUCAAAGCACACAUGAAGGGCCACGAGCAGGAGAACUCAUUCAAAUGUGAGGUGUGUGAGGAGACCUUCCCCACGCAGGCCAAACUCAGCGCCCACCAGCGCAGCCACUUCGAGCCUGAGAGGCCCUACCAGUGUGCGUUUUCCAGCUGCAAGAAGACAUUUAUCACAGUGAGUGCCCUGUUUUCCCAUAACCGCGCCCACUUCAGGGAACAGGAACUCUUUUCCUGUUCCUUUCCCGGCUGCAGUAAACAGUAUGACAAGGCAUGUAGGCUGAAAAUUCACCUUCGGAGCCACACUGGUGAGAGACCGUUCCUUUGUGACUUUGAGGGCUGUGGCUGGAACUUCACUAGCAUGUCCAAACUCCUAAGGCACAAACGGAAGCACGACGACGACAGGAGGUUCAUGUGCCCUGUGGAAGGGUGUGGGAAAUCUUUCACAAGGGCUGAACAUCUGAAGGGCCACAGCAUAACCCACCUGGGCACGAAGCCUUUUGUGUGCCCAGUGGAAGGUUGCUGUGCCAGGUUCUCUGCUCGCAGUAGUCUCUACAUUCACUCCAAGAAACACCUGCAGGAUGUGGACACUUGGAAAAGCCGAUGCCCAGUCGCCACUUGUAAUAAACUCUUCACGUCCAAGCACAGCAUGAAGACCCACAUGUCCAAAAGGCACAACCUGCGCCAGGAUCUCUUAGCUCAGCUGGAAGCUGCAAAUUCUCUUACACCCAGCAGUGAACUUACCAGCCAGGGGCAGAGUGACCUCAGUGAUGCUGAGCUUGUGUCUCUCUUCUCUGAUGUGCCUGGUAAUAGUUCUGCUGCAGUACUGGACACGGCAUUGGUGAACUCUGGGAUCUUGACUAUUGAUGUGGCUUCUGUGAACUCAACUCUGGCAGGAAACCUCCCUGCUAAUAAUAAUAAUUCCUUAGGGCAGGCGGUGGACCCUCAGGCCUUGAUGGCCACCAGUGACCUUCCUCAAAGUUUGGAUACCUCACUCUUCUUUGGAACGACAGCAGCAGGUUUUCAGCAGGGUCCCUUAGAUAUGGAUGAUGUCUCAAGUCUAAGUGCGGGGCCGUUGGCAUCUCUGAGCUCUUUGGCUGUGAAAAACUCGAGUCAAGAGCCCCAAGCUUUGAUCCCUAGCAGUAAGCUAACAGUAGACACAGAUGCUCUGACUCCUUCAAGCACCCUUUGUGAAAACAGUGUCUCAGAACUACUGCCACCAACAAAAACGGAAUGGAAUGUACAUCCGGACUCUGACUUCUUUGCACAGGAGGAAGAAACCCAGUUUGGAUUCUCCAAUCCAGCAGGAAGCCAUGGGUCUCAGAAAGAAACAGAUCUUAUCACAGUGACUGGCAGCUCAUUUUUGGUAUGAACUAAACUCUGUUCAUUCCUUGCCACAUGGGUUACUUUUAUUGGUGACACUCAAUUUUGAGAAUAUUCUGAACUGAAUGCUUAAAUACAGUCAUUUCUUAUAGGUCUGAAGAAGAGCAGAGCCCUGAGCUGCAAGUUUGGAGAUUUAAAUCUUGAUCUUAAGAGUCUGGAACUGGCAGGUUGUGUGACCUUGAACAAGUCACUUAUCCUAUCUGAGCCUUAAUUUCCUUAUUUAUAAGAUGAGGUGGUUUGAAUAGAUUGUUCAUAAGGUCAUUUUAGCUCUAUUUUCUUGAGUUUGUGCUCUUUUGCGAAAAUUUUAGGACUUUUUACAAUGAUUAACAACUGCAUGUGCUGCUAAUAUAAGGAAAAGUGCACUGAGAGUUAAUGAUCUGAGAACAUGGAACUGGUGUUUAACUUUAAAAUUUUAGUGGAAAUUUUUUGCAGUGCCAAAAUCUCUCUAAAAUCUAGUGGUAGUGCUUAAAAAAGAAAGCUGAAAGUCUGGGUUAGCUCUUUUAACAUUUUUAUCUUUCUAGCCUCGUUUCUUUUUUUUUUUUUUUUUUUGAUGGAAAGCUGUGUCGGCGACAGUGCCAAGUGUUUGAUAUGACUCAGAGUCAGAAAUAUUGACUUUGUGGUGUUGAAAAAGUGGCCUUAAAUAAGUCAUUUUCUCUUACUAACCCUUAUUUCCGUAGGUGUCAUGACUUCAUUGUAAUUUACACAUACCUGAUGCAUUGUAGACUUCCUUUUCUAUCCUAUUAGUUAGGUUUGGAGGGAAAAUGUUUUGUACUUUGGCAUGCUUUAGUGAAAUUUUAUGACCUUUUCUGCCCUCUCAUUCCCUUCUUCAAAGAGAAACAAUUAGCAUAAUUUAACAUCAUGUUGUGCAGACAAUAAUGCUUGAUGCAGGUUAACAAACAGAAAAGGGAAUCUCUGUCUCCCACAGAUUAAGGAAUUUUUACCACACAAUUCUGUGACUUUGCCAACCUGUUCAUUAGACCAGGACAGUGUUUUUGUUCUGCCUUCAAAGCUGUCUUGUAGAGUGACGGGAGAGCCUGUGGUUCCAAGAAAAUCUGGAAAUGGACCGGAGUAAGAUUUUCUUCCCUCUGUGCUCCAGAGAGUUCACUGUUUGCCUUCUUCCAGAGUUGGAAUGAGAGAUUUACUUUGCAUUUUGAGUAAAUAUUAGGUCUUACCUGAGCAUAGCAUUUUAUAGUUUAUGUAGCACUUUCACAACUGUUAUAUUUGAUCCUCAUGAUAUUUUGAGAUAAUUGUGGCAAAGUUGCAACUAUAAGUCAUAUUAAUAUUUACCUAACUUGUGUCUGCGUUUGUGUGUGUGUGUGUGUGUGUGUGUGUGUGUGUAUGCACAUCAACUUUCAUUCUACUCUUCAGAGUUUCAUGGUAACUUUUGUUUAUAACCACUUGUUCUGUUCCACCAUAAUUGAUGUCUGUUACCUUCUGCCAGCUCUGCCCCCUCUCUAAACUAUUCCCUCACAUGUGCAUUACAUUCCUUGCCAUGAUCUCUGUUUUUUUAAUUAGGUAAGUUUUUUUCAUGGUCACCAUCUCUCAACCGUUGAGGACAUGGCCCAUUUUUCAGUCCCAAUAUUUACUGCAAGUCUGAAUUAAGAAAUUAUUUUCUGGAAUUAGAGGUCAGAGUGUUUGUAUAUGAAUCAAAUAAUAGUGAACAUAUUUUAUGUAAGGUUUUAGUGAGACAUGUAGUUUUUUAUUUUUCUAAUUUUUUUUUUUUUUACUAUGUAAUUCUGCUAGCAAACACUAUUGCUCUGAAGCAUUCUAAUCCAGUACUGUUUGUAUGUACGUUUGUCGAUAACAAUUAUCGUAGCACUUUGGCAGUGCACUUUAUAAUUUGCCAUCUUGAAAUGCAUCUGUACUGUCUAAUUUUUAAAUUGGUUGUACUCACUCAGUGAAAAAGCAAAAAGUAUACAUCAGUUUGUAAUCCAAAGAAAUGGUCAGAGUGUAAUUGUUUCUAACCGUUUAACAGUUCUCCCUCAGCACUUUCAAAAUAUUUUAAGCCCAUUUUAGAAAUGUGUUGUCAUCACUUAAGUCCAAGAGGAAGGUCUUAAGCAUCUGUUAAUAUAUAUAACCAUAAAGAUAUUUUAAAAUCCUGUCAUUUUGUUUCUUUUAUCCCUCAUUAAAAAUGAUCUUAAAAUA